GACAGCCUAUUACAAAGUCAGCUGAGAGAGAGAGAGAGAGAGAGAGAGAGAGCAAGAGCAAGCAGCUAAUCAGUAGAAUGUGUAUUUGCAUCCUUGUAGGUUUGGUUUAACAGAAGCUCCAUCUUGUAAGGAGUAAAGAGAGAGGCCCUCAUCAAAAUAUGUUGCUGGUUUUGCUGGGCUGGUGUUUCGGGGCCACAGUGCUUUUAUAUGUGUUGUACUCCUGGCUCAUCCCCACUGCGGUGCAGUUCAAUGGCAGUCUGGCGUUACUCUGGCACGAUGUCAUCGUUGAGCGCGCUCUUGAUACUCUGACCAGAUCAACUCGACCACAGCGUCUGCUGAAAGCAGUACAGAAGCAUGCGACCCGUGGUGACCCUCAGAGUGUGAUCUCGGCCAUUGAUCAUUUCUGCCGACACAGUGAAUGGGCUAUGAACGUUGGAGAUGAGAAAGGCUCUAUUCUGGACUCAGUGGUGAGUGAGUUGAACCCAGAGAAGGUCCUAGAGUUGGGCACAUACUGUGGAUACUCCACAGUGCGUAUCGCUCGUCUGCUUCCUCCUGGAGCUCGACUGAUAACACUGGAGUUCAAUGCUGAUUAUGCUGCAAUUGCUCGACAAGUAAUCGCCUGGGCAGGUCUUGAAGACAAAGUCCAGCUUGUAGAAGGUGCGUCUGAAGAUUGGAUCCCAUGCAUGAAGGAGCACUUUGGAAUUGAAACGUUUGAUUUUGUUUUUCUGGACCACUGGAAGGACCGUUACCUCCCUGACACAAAACUAAUGGAGGAUUGUGGUCUGCUAAGGAAAGGCACCGUUCUGCUUGCUGAUAAUGUGAUCUGUCCAGGAGUCCCAGACUAUCUUGAAUAUGUGCGCAAUGGCCUUUCUUAUAAAAGCUGCUAUUUUAAAUCCCAUUUAGAGUACACCAAGGCAGAGGACGGCUUGGAGAAGUCUGUGUUUUUGGGCUAGAGAUAUACAGGGAUGGUUCAGAGUUUCUGAGACCCAGCAUGAGAUAUAUUUUAAAUGAUUUAUUAUCAUAAGUCCCUAAGAUGUAUUGUGCUUAAAGUGUAAAUCGGGACACACAGCUCUGCGUUUAUGUUUUACAACUGUGUACCACUAGAGGGUAGGAUCACGUUUAAAAUGGCUAAAUGAAAUAUGUGGCUGUGUCAAGACCAGACCCUCAUAUAUCACAUAUUUGUGUUUGUACAGAAAAUAGGACUUUUGUAGGUUAUUUCAAGGUUAUUCUGUAAUAAUUAAAACAUUGCCACUUUGUGCUGAUGAAGAUAUAC
Messenger RNA from Carassius carassius (crucian carp), 1273 nucleotides. RefSeq names its product catechol O-methyltransferase B. The transcript has 6 exons. Gene Ontology annotation, biological process: dopamine metabolic process; developmental process; catecholamine catabolic process. The record is from RefSeq and is a predicted model, not a curated record. Lineage: Eukaryota; Metazoa; Chordata; Actinopteri; Cypriniformes; Cyprinidae. The coding region runs from base 159 to 953 and encodes 264 amino acids. Gene Ontology annotation, molecular function: catechol O-methyltransferase activity.